This is a messenger RNA of Humulus lupulus (European hop), 2577 nucleotides long. RefSeq names its product protein ACCELERATED CELL DEATH 6-like. Bases 502 to 2418 code for a protein of 638 amino acids. The transcript has 7 exons. The record is from RefSeq and is a predicted model, not a curated record. Gene Ontology annotation, molecular function: protein binding. NCBI's taxonomy places the organism in Eukaryota, Viridiplantae, Streptophyta, Magnoliopsida, Rosales, Cannabaceae.
UUCGUCAACCAAAUUAGUAUUUUUUUUUAUAAGAGUCUUAUCUUCAGUUGUGCUCCAACAAUUUAAAUUUAUAUAACUAUCUAUCUAUAUAUAUAUUAUAUAGUAGUCAAGAAUGUUAGUUGAUCUGGUCUUCGAUCCCAAACUCAAUAUUACUUGCAAAUAGAAGUACUGUGAAAUUGCUCGACAACUUUCAGCGCUAUAUCUCCAUAGAGGCGGCAUCGUGACAACAUUAUUUUUGCUACUUGUACGGAAUCGAAAGCACAAUCUUAGUGGCCAAUCGGCGUCAAACAGCUGUCUAUGGUCCAGAACACAUCCCUAGCUGACACCUAGCAACUAUUCUUCUCCUCUGGAGGAGAUUCUCUAACAAUUGGGUGAUUUGGAUGUGGCUUGAGAGUCCAUUGUAGAAUUACUUCCUAACUAGGUCCUUGGGUAGUGAUGAUCUUGGAUGAUACACUUCUUCUGUGAUUGUGAUGAUGAUGAGAAACUGAACUUAAGCUCCCGAUGAGCCUUAAACAACCUCUCAAUUUAUGUCGCAUAUCGACGAGUGAAAAAACAAUGGAAGGAAGGGAUCCUACGACAACAUUCCAUAUACAACAUCAUAAUGGUGAAGAGACAGAUGUAAUGGUACAAAUUAAUAAUGAUGAAGCUAUUCAUGGACAUGAGAGUAUUAUUCACAUUGAUAAUAAUAACUCAGCUCAAACCCGGAACCUUUCUGCUAAUCUGAUUGAAAAUGAUGAAGGAGGAGCACGGAAGAAAUACUUAACACUUGGUGUGAAACUCUAUAAAGCUACAUUAAGAGGUGACUGGGAGACUGCUGAGGACAUCAUACAUGAAGAUCCAAGUCUUUUAAGAACUAGUAUUACAAGAAGAGGCCAAACUAUACUCCAUCUCGCUGCAGGAACAAAGCACACCCACUUCAUGGAAAAGUUGCUAGAUAAACUGGAAAAAGAAGAUUUAGAACUCCCUGAUGAUAAUGACAACACGGCCUUCUGCUAUGCUGUCUGGGGUGAAAAAGCUAUUGCCAAUAUUAUGUUAAACAAAAACCCAAAUUUGGCAACCAUUCCAGGUGGUAAAGAUAUGACACCACUCUACAUGGCUGUCCUAUUUGGACGUUCCGAAAUGGCCAGGUUUUUGUUCGAUAAAACGCAACGUUGUUUAAGGAGAAUGGACAAAAUUUCCAUUUUCUUCGCUUGCAUCAACACGGGUCUAUAUGGGAUAGCCCUCGAAAUAUUAAAACUUGAUGAGACACUGGCAACAGAGCGUGAUACAAAUAAGAAUACAGUUUUGCAUCUUUUGGCUCAAACACCUUCUGCAUUUGAUAACAAAAGCCCAGUAGGGUGGAGUAAACUCUUCAAAUCUGCAUGUUUCAAGUGUGGAUUUAAAAGAAACAUGAAGCAAUCUACAACCCUUGAGCUAGUCACACGUCUCUGGAAACAUAUAUUGUUUCUUGGGGAUAAGACUGCAAUGAGCCUAAUCAAAUCUCCAUCAAAUCUGUUGUUUGAUGCAACCAAAUUAGGAAAUUUUGAGUUUGUAGCUGCUCUGUUGAAAUCUUACCCUGACUUGAUCUAUGAAACUGAUGGCAAUAAUCGAACUAUUAUUCAUUAUGCUGUAAUGUAUCGUCAUGCCAAUAUCUACAACCUAGUAGGAGAGUUUGGCUCAAUUAAAGAUCUUCUUGCUACUUUUGAAGAUACAGGAGGAAAUAAUGUGUUGCAUUUAGCUGCCCUAUUACCACCUCCAGACCGACUCAAUAUUGUCUCAGGGGCAGCUCUGCAAAUGCAACAAGAGUUAUUAUGGUUUGAGGUGGUCAAAAAGAAUGUGCAACCUCUUUUUCUAAAGGCAACGAACAAAAACAGAGUUAAUCCUCAAGAAUUGUUUACUAUUCAGCACAAGAGGUUAUUGAGAUGUGGGGAGUCAUGGAUGAAAAGCACAGCCAAUUCAUGUAUGAUUGUAGCAACCUUAAUCGCCACAGUUGUCUUUGCAGCUGCCUUUACCUUACCAGGAGGUAACAAUGACAAGGAUGGGACCCCCAAUGAAAUUCAAGCUAACAAAUUUCUAAUCUUUGUCCUAUCAGAUGCCUUUGCACUAUUAAACUCAGUUAUUGCAAUUUCAAUGUUCUUGUCGAUCCUUGUCUCACGCUACACAGAACAUGACUUUCUCAAACGGUUGCCUUUGAAGUUGAUGACUGGACUAACUUCACUCUUUCUAUCAUUGAUAACGAUGAUAUUAGCUUUUAGUUUCUCAAUCAUGAUAGCUUAUGAACACCAUGGAUUAAAAUGGGUCCCCAUUUUAAUUUCUAUGCUUGCGAUCAUUCCAAUUGCUUUGUUCGCUCUUCUAAAAUUUCCUCUUCUGCUUGAUACAUUUAGAUCAACGUAUUAUUCAAGCACGGUAUUUCAACCAACUCAACUAGUGUUGUAUUAGAAUAGUGUAUUAACCUUUUGUACUAGAUUACGAUUUGCAAUCUGAUAUGUAAUUCAGUUGUACAUAACAUAAAGCCACUUUUCUUAAGAGUUGUACAUAAGAAUCUAUGAUGUCUUCCUCUCAAGAACUUCUUAUAAAUGUUAAGAAUCAUUACUUACA